Molecule: messenger RNA, 264 nt
Organism: Lactuca virosa
Lineage: Eukaryota; Viridiplantae; Streptophyta; Magnoliopsida; Asterales; Asteraceae
Source: the annotation of a GenBank genome assembly
AUGGACGACCGUGAGUGGAAAACCGUCGUCCAAAUCGUAGCUGUUAAAACUCAAUCAACUUUUCAUCUGAGCCGCAUAAACUCCAAUCUGGCGGUUGUUUGCAGUUCAGUCGAUCGGGUACUACUUCUUCUACCCAUGAUUCCGUCUCUACCCACGAUUGUGUCCAUGCUGGCGGGGUUCGUAUCAGGAGAAGGUUUCGAGUUGGCCUGGUCGAACAUCUUGAUUGAGUUUGGAUUUCGAUCACUCGUAGAAACUUGGAACUAG